AUGGAAAGGAGAGGGAAAAAGGGAAGCUGGAGAUCUGAAACGAAUUUCUUUUAUUUCCAGAUGUCCGAGUCCGUGAAAGUGGCCGUGAGAUGUCGGCCGAUGAACGCUCGAGAACUGCAACAGGGAUGCAGGAACGUAAUAACGAUCGACUCACCGUCGAAAUGCUGCACCCUGGAGGGUCCAACCGGUGGUACCGGAAGCGGCAAGGUGUACCAGUUCGACGCAGCCAUCGGACCGGAAGCCAGCACGGAGACCGUGUACGAGAACGUGGGCUCCGUGAUCGUGGAGGCUGUUCUCGACGGUUACAAUGGAACGGUGUUCGCGUACGGUCAAACGGGCUGCGGAAAGUCUCACACGAUGCGAGGGUUCAUCGAACGCACCUUGGACCACAUCUUCGAGGCGACGUCGACGGCCAGCUCGGAGAUGAGGUACCUGGCGCUGCUGAGUUAUCUGGAGAUCUACAACGAGCGACUGAGGGACCUGCUCCAAGACGGCAUCGGCGACCUUCUGACCCUGAAGGAGGAUCCUAGCCGAGGGACUUACGUGGCCGGUGGUUUGAGAGAGGUUACCGUUAAGGAUGCCGCGGAAUGCGCCCGUCUGGUGGAACAGGGCGACAGAAGAAGAGCUGCCGCGGCUACGAAAAUGAACGCUGCCAGUUCGAGAAGUCAUGCUGUACUUACAUUGUCCUUGGAGACGUUGGCUAUUAACGACGACAGCAAGACGGAGAACACGGUGAAGAGGGGUAGAUUGCACCUGGUGGACCUGGCCGGUUCCGAGAGGCAAGCGAGGACCGGGGCCACCGGUGAUCGUCUGAAAGAAGCAGCCAGUAUUAAUUUGAGUCUUUCGGCGCUGGGGAAUGUAAUUAGCGCCUUGGCGGCUGGCCAAGGAAGACACGUGCCCUAUAGAGACAGCAAGCUGACAAGACUCCUAAGGGACAGUCUGGGCGGCAACGCGAGAACCCUGAUGAUUGCCUGCGUAAGUCCCAGCGACGCCGACGCCGAAGAGACGCUGAGCACCCUGCGAUACGCGGCCAGAGCGCGAUGCAUAAAAAACAAGCCUGUGAUCAACGAGGACCCGAAGGACGCUCUGCUAAGACAGUAUCAAUUAGAAUUGCAACGAUUAAAGAAGAUGCUCGAAUCGAACGAUCAAACGAUCGUCAAAGAGAUAAUCUCCUCCGUGAAGGAUGAAACCGACGACGAGGAGACCAGGAUGCAGAGGGAAGAGGUCGAAUACGCGGAAGAGGUCGAGAGGCUGAAGAAAGAAUGCGAAGAUUCUAAUCUAUCCGCUCAGAAGCUCCGAGAGGAACUGGAGGCGCUUAAGAUCCAUUACGAAGCUGGUGCAAUUAAGACUGUCAGCCCCAAGCCUGUUCCUCCGCCUUCGAUGGACGAGCAGGACCUGGAACGAGAGGAGCGGCGAAGAAAGAAACGGGAAGCAGCGAUGCAAGAGGUGCUGAAGAGGUUGGAGAAGCUGACCAUCGGCGGAGAGGAACAAGGGAACACGGAACUGAGAAGAAGAAGAGAGAAGAGGAGGAAGAAACUUGAAGCUCUUGCUUCGGCUUUGGAGUCCAGCGCCCAGGAGGGCAAUGGAAGUGUCUUCCAAGUCUAUGGGCAACUUAGGUCAACGGAGGACGCUUUGAAGCGGAUGGCGAAGCGUGUGAAGCAACUGGAAGCGGAAGCCGCCGAUCUCCAAGCUUCCUGGGACGCUGAACGACGCGAUCUUUUACGAAGAGAAUUACUCACCUCGCAAAUAUGCGACUCGAUGGUUCCUCAUCUUCGACCGGGUUGUCCAUUGCGCGACGUCGCUGCUGUUAGAGCAGCUGCAACCUGGUGUGACGAAUUGGGACGUUGGAGGUUACCGGAUGUCUCCCCGCACAUACCGCUUCCGCCACCUUCCUUGGUACCAAAGGAUAAUACGCCUUAUACCAUUGUGCCUUCCAAGCCUGAUCUUAAUAACAAUAGUAAGGAUAACGAGGAUGAGAUUGGGAAUGAGGCUGAUAACGAGGAAAGCAGCGAGCAGGAGGAUACCAAGAAAUUGGACAUUGUGGACACGUACUUCCGGCGGAGUAGAAUUGACAAGUUAUUGGCUCAUGUUAGGCAAGCAAAGACUUUCGAGCUAAAUAAUCGCAUCAGUAAGUCAGGUGGUUCUGAAGAUUGCAUACCAAUCGGUGCUGGUCAUCUCCAAUUGAACGCUUUAAAUCUGCAAACAAGCACACCGGUAAUUGGCGAAAUGGAUAAUUACAAACCUAGCCAAAAUCUACCAACCGGUAGAACUAGUCGUCCUGGUUGGAUGGCAGAAGAAAAUUCGCUCAACAAAAGUUCCUUUCACAACCAAACGGUGAAGAAACAUCCACCUCGUAUUUUGGAGGCGUUGCCUUCGUAUCCACAAAGUGCCUUGAAAUUUGAAAAUAAAUCAAUAUCAGAUAGGAUUUCUGAUAAGAUAUCGUCGAGGUUUAACGAAGUGGCUGAUAAUCGUUCGAUGGUUGGGCAAACUGGUUCCCCUAUGUAUUGAAAUUGAAGACAUCAGAGAUGAUGAUGAUUGGGAACAGUGAAUUAGGAUGAUGAUUGGAAGAUGUUUAUGAGAAAUUAUAAAAGGACCGUUGACAAGUAUCUUUCGCAAGGAUAAUCAGGUAAUAAAUGACCAUCGUGUCAUCAAGGUUUCCAGGUUUGGCCAACGACCACACUGUUUUCUCAACGUGAGAAGAUUGCAAUCUGACUGUCUUCUCAGGGAAUUAACAUUUUUAGUUAAUCAAUCUCUUCGGGAAACGUUUGAUCUUGUAAUUCUACAUUCAUCGUAAACGUGUUUCGAACACUUCAUCCGUGAAACAUUUUAAUUUCUAUCAACAUGUAAUUCUUGAUUUUAUAAACUUAGAAUUGUUUUAUCAUUUUCAAACAAUCAUUAUUUAAAAUUUAUGAAAAUUAAUAAAAAUAUCUAA
Osmia bicornis bicornis is the source of this 2932-nucleotide messenger RNA. RefSeq names its product osmotic avoidance abnormal protein 3-like. Gene Ontology annotation, molecular function: microtubule motor activity; microtubule binding; ATP binding. Bases 1 to 2508 code for a protein of 835 amino acids. NCBI's taxonomy places the organism in Eukaryota, Metazoa, Arthropoda, Insecta, Hymenoptera, Megachilidae. The transcript has 6 exons. Gene Ontology annotation, biological process: microtubule-based movement. The record is from RefSeq and is a predicted model, not a curated record.